AUGCAGCCCCAGCUCCACAACCAGCGCGUGCAGCAACAUCAGCAACAGCCGAAUGCUCAGCCGCAGCAGCAACCACCACGACAGCUCCAACAGCAACGAGAGGCGACUACUGCGCCCGCUCGAAAGAGCAACAGCAAGGAAAGCCAAGGGAGGCCCCCGACAGUCGACGCGGAUACCGAGAACAGCCUCCCCAAUAAGAUUUCAGCGGCAGGUUCCUCUCGCCACAGCGCCUCCGCCGAAGAGAAAAGAGAAAACAGCACAAACUGUCACUCGGAGGCCCUCAGGCAACGGAAGCUGCCUACGGAGGAGUAUAAGUUUCCGUCGCUGCAGCCUCCGCCUAACCCGCGCGACUUCUCUCCUGAUGAGGCAUCACUCGAAGGCCUCCCGGAGGCCCGCUUCAAGCCGAGACAAGACGCAAGAUGCAGUAAUAGCAGCAGUAGCAGCAGCAGCAACAGCAGCAUUACUUGGAUUCCUGAUGACUGCAGGACGCCCAUUCAGCAAGAGAUUCCUCUCGGUUCCUGGCCUUCGCCAGAAAAAGCCCCAUUUGUUCCUUCUCCUAUCGCCGAGGAUCUCGUAUGCCUGCAAAGGAGGGAAGGAAUUCAGUUUACCUCAAACCAGAGGAGCUGUAGCAACAGGAGAAUGUUUGAGAUAGGCUUCCCUCUCUCCAACUCGCAUGAGAAGGAGGCCGUUGUACUGCGGACACCGAUACCAGCGGCCGCCACACCUGCCUACUUUCCAAUCUAG
This is a messenger RNA of Eimeria mitis, 744 nucleotides long. RefSeq lists its product as uncharacterized. The coding region runs from base 1 to 744 and encodes 247 amino acids. Lineage: Eukaryota; Apicomplexa; Conoidasida; Eucoccidiorida; Eimeriidae. The record is from RefSeq and is a predicted model, not a curated record. The transcript has 2 exons.